Molecule: messenger RNA, 2240 nt
Organism: Daucus carota subsp. sativus
Lineage: Eukaryota; Viridiplantae; Streptophyta; Magnoliopsida; Apiales; Apiaceae
Product: coilin
Exons: 14
Coding region: 122-2023 (633 amino acids)
Biological process (GO): spliceosomal snRNP assembly
Cellular component (GO): Cajal body
Molecular function (GO): U1 snRNA binding; U2 snRNA binding
Source: RefSeq, a predicted model, not a curated record
UCACACAGUAUUUGCACAAAAACAUAAGAAGGGCAAUAACGUAAACACCGUGAUUUGCAUUGAGCAAUUUUGAUUUGCAUUUAGCAAUCAUGUUGUUUUCUUGGUGAAAUUUGUAUGGUCGAUGGAGAGUCUGAGGGUUCGCGUGGUGUUUGAAGAUCGGAAUAUUUUAAGCAAAUCACAAAGAUCAGUGGGUUUAAAUCGGAGCUGGGUUUUUGUUAAGCCCCAGCAGUUGCCGACUUUUUCGCACUUGUCUGCUCAUCUACUCAACUUUUUUGACCUUGCUCAGUCUUGCCCUCAUGGCCUUCUUCUUUGUAUGGAUGGCUUUGUACUUCCACCAUUCGAGUCUACAUCUAUUUUGAAAGAUAAAGAUAUUAUCAGUGUUAAAAAAAGAGGAGGCACAUUGAAUAAAUUACUCAAGAAACGUAAAAAUGCUGAUUCUAUAGAGGAUUCGGAAACCAAACAGCAGUUAGAUGCUGGUGUACCACAUGAUAAGAAGGAAGCAGGUAGCAGUGAAGUCGAAUCUGAGGAUGAUGCAGACUGUUCAGAUAAUACAGAACCUUCAGAAAAGCCCCUAAAUUCACUACACAAGGAAAGGAAAGCAUCCACAGAACCUCAGAACUCAAAGAAGAAGAAACGCCGAGUUUUAGUUCCUAAUGGAAAUGAGAAAGACAAUCAGACUAAGAGCAGUGGUGGUCAGGGACUUAUCUUAAAGAAAGUUUCUCUUGAGAAGCCGGAGAAAGUGUCAAAUUCGAAGUGCAAGCAGAUAAUCAAGCCUAGUCAGCCUACCCAACAAUGUGUUCAAGAAAGUACUAAAUCAAUGUCAGACGAUAAGAGUGACCAGCUUAAAGAGAAUGAUAAAAGGACUGGUGCUAUGUCCAAUGUUACUAGUACCUCUAUAAAGGUCCCUAGUAGAAGUGCUCGGCGAAAAAAGGCUAAGAGGGAAUGGUUGCGGGCUACAGCUAACCUUGGAAAAAAGAAAACAGUUUGCAUAUCUAAACUACCCCUAAAGCGGAAGCAGAGACAAGCUGAAGCUGAGAAGAAAGAGGUCAUUGACCAGUCAAAAGUGCUACCACAGUUGAAGCAAUCAGAACAAGAGAAACCCGAAAAUGAAAUUGAUCUGGAAAAACCUUUUGAAAAGAUCGAUGGAGAAGAUGAGUUUGUUCCUGUUGUCAUAAGACCAGGGCACAUUCGCUUUGAGCCUCUGGAAGAAGGAGAGAUUGUCCAACAAAAUAAAGUAUGCCUGGAAACUAUCCGGUGGAAUGGAAUUACCAGCAAGAGAAAAGGGCAGAAAUGGGGGAUGGAGAAAAUUUCAUCAUCUGACAGGCAUGAGCACCAAAACCUCGAGCAUGAUCAACCUAACACAUCAUCAACUACCGAAAGAGUUAUGCCUGUGCAUGAUCCCAUUGACUUUGAAAAGCUUCACCCACUUCCAAACUUGCCAAAGGUGGGUGAUGUAAUUGCAUAUCGUAUACUUGAAUUAUCAUCAACAUGGACCCCUGAAGUUUCCUCCUUUCGGGUGGGAUCUGUGUUGUGGUACAAACCCGAGUCUAAAACAGUCAUGCUGACUCAAGUUCCAGAAUAUCCUGUUAUUCGUGAGAAGUUAAAUGAGGAUGCGUCUGCCCCUCAACCAGAUAACUCCAUAUACAAUGAAGAUGGAUCAUUACAGGUAGAUUUUUCUUCGCUUAUCGACGUCCGUAUUGUGAAGCACGGGGACAGUGAUUGUUUAAAACCAGUUGCUGCUGAUCACAGUAAUGGUGAUUCUUUUAAAGUGAUUUCUGAUGAAGUUAGCAAUAGUGCACCCACCAAUACAGACGGGGUAUCAAAUUCACCCAAAGCAGGUAAUGGAGAAGUAAAUCUGCUGGAUCAGUUCAGUGAUGUCCUGAAUGCUAAAAAGGCACAGUUGUACGAGGAAAAUAGCUGGAUAAAGGGAAGUCCUGUCAAGGGUUCAUGGUCAUAUAGAGCCAUGAGAGGCAGUGCACUUGGCCCAGUAAUGGCUCUUCUUCGUUCAAAUAACGACAUAUGACAGCAGGAUCCAUAGGAUUUGUUCAACUUUUGACAAAGUCUUUGUUUAGUUAGGGCUCUGUUUUUACAUGUUAAACUGUCGAGUUGGUUUAUCAUUUUCUUUGCACCAGCAGGCACUUCAUAGCUUUCUAACGAUUUUGCAGUGGCACCCUUUAGAUAUUACUUGUAUGAACUGCAUAUAACUUGAUAUCAAUAGUACACAGCUGCUACUACAUUUA